Drosophila eugracilis is the source of this 1224-nucleotide messenger RNA. Its product is annotated as phosphoglycolate phosphatase 2. Lineage: Eukaryota; Metazoa; Arthropoda; Insecta; Diptera; Drosophilidae. The record is from RefSeq and is a predicted model, not a curated record. Gene Ontology annotation, cellular component: cytoplasm. The coding region runs from base 14 to 931 and encodes 305 amino acids. Gene Ontology annotation, molecular function: phosphatase activity. The transcript has 2 exons.
GCCGCCUAUAUCCAUGUCGCCACCACGUCACAUUCUGAAGCUAAGUCUGGAGGAGCAGCGCCAGUUCAUCGACUCCUUCGAUCUGGUAAUCAGCGAUUGCGAUGGUGUCGUUUGGCUCCUGGUGGGCUGGAUUCCCAACACCGGGCCCGCCGUGAAUGCCUUGAAAGCAGCCGGCAAGCAAAUCAAGUUUGUGUCUAAUAAUAGCUUCCGUUCCGAAGAGGGUUACAUGGAGAAGUUCCGGUAUAUAGGUGCCAAGAAUGUCCAAGAGGACGACAUCGUCCAUCCGGUGAAAACCAUUGUCAGGUACCUGAAGAAGCACAAGCCAGGGGAAAGGGUAUUCUCCCUCAUGUCUCUGGAGGCCAAUGAGACGUUGCGUAAGCACAAUAUCGAGUUCGAGUCGCUGCAAGUCAAGGAGCAUUUGACGGCCGCCUCUCUAGUGGAUCACCUUGCCAUUGAAAAGCCUGUUGGAGCAGUACUUUUCGAUAUCCACUUAGAUUUGUCGUAUGUGGAGCUGGCCAAAGCCAUCAGGCAUUUGCAGGAGAAUGAUGACUGCCAGUUGAUAGCCGGUGGUAGCGAUGUCAUCAUGCCACUGGCGCAGAAUUUCAAUGUGGCUGGGUUCUUUGAUUUUCUGGAGCAUGUUAAGCGUUACACCCAACGGGAGGCCACAUUCCUAGGCAAACCAUCGCCUAUUUUGGGCGAGAUGUUUGGCGAAAUGUUCGAAAUCCGAGAUCCAAAGCGAUGCAUUUUUAUCGGCGACACUCUGGUGCAGGAUGUACAGUUCGGCAAGGCAUGUGGCUUCCAGUCCCUGCUGGUGCUUAGUGGCUGUCUGACCAAGGAAGAUAUGUUAAAUGCACCUGUCGAAACCCAGCCUGAUUACUAUGCGGAUAGCUUGGCGGACUUCACGAAGUUGCUUGAAAAUAUUCAAAACUAGAUUCUGGACACUAUUGCAGGGAAAUCAAAAGAAAAAAGCUACCUGAAUGAAACUAAAACAUAAAUAAGUGCGGAAAGUAAUAUUCCUAAAAUGAAAACCGAUCCACCGCAAUGUUACAUGUUUUUUAGAGUAUUUUGGCUAAACCUAAAAAUCUUUGUUGUUAUACAAAAACUGUGUAACUAUUGUUGUUUUAUAAAAUUGGCAUUUACUUUCGUAUGCACAUAAAGCGAAUUUAAAACGAGUGUGUAAAUGUCUACUACCAAAAAGUAAAUUAAAAUUGAAAAAAUUGGAAA